AUGGCCGCCAGUCACUAUGUGGCCGGUGGCCGCUCGUGCAAACAGCGACGUCAGCGACCAAGCAAGGAAUGGGACACCGAAUCAAAAACCGACGGGAUACCGAAGCUUGACAGGGAGACAGAGGAUUAUUUUGCCGAGGUGUACACCAGACUCCUCUCUGAUUUUGAAGAUGACGAGGACAAAGCCAUCUUCGUGGCAAAUGUGGCUGAGCAGACCCGUGGCAAGGAACUGGAGGUCUCCUGCUGCCGCAAUUCUUCAGUCAGCCUCUGUGUUCAGAUGGUUUUGUCCCUGACAACGGAUCCCAGUGUUCUGACUCGUUUCAUGUCAGCAUUUGCAAGCAACUUUCGUGUGGUGUGCAUGCACUGCAUUGCAAGUCAUAUAGUUCAAACACUCCUGGAAGCUGCGCUCAAGUACCUGCGGGACCCAUCUGCUUUCACUGAAGCUGAAGAGGAAUCUGCAGAAGCUGCCCAAGAGGAGGAAAACUGUCGAAUCAAAGAAGAACGCUCAAAAAACAGCAAGGAGAAAAAGGUGAAGGAUGAGGAAGGAGCCCUGGAAUCAGAAAGGGAGACAGGGGAAGGAAAAGCUGUCAUGGAUGCUCUUGUAAACCCUCAUGACAAGGUGACAUACUGGGUAUUGCAUCUUGGACGUUUCUGCCUGGCCAACCUUCAGGAAUUCAUGUACAGUCCUCUGGCAAGUCCUGUAAUUCGUACACUGGUGCAAGUCCUGGGAGGCUGCAACAGCAAAGGCCUGACACGGACGCGGAAGCGGACAGAUGUGGCUCUUGUUGAUGGAUAUAAAAAUGAAUCUGUUGAAGCUGUCGAAGUCCCAGAAGAAUUUGGAGGACUGCUCAAAGAAUUUACCAUUGCAUUGAAGGAACAGCCAGAUUUACUUGAUGUUAUCACGACCAGCAUUACAUCACUACUGCUGCAGACAUUAAUGCUAGUUCUGCACAUAAAGGAUCAGAAGGCUCUUGCAUCCCUUUUAAAGCACAUCGGAAAGACCCUAUUUGCUCGCUCAAACAAUGAAAGGGAGCCUGCACCUGCGCUUCUGGAUACGAGCGCCUCCUUCAUGGUGGAAAAAGUCUUCAAGUUCUCUUCCGCCAAGUCAUUUGCAAAGAUAUGGAAGAAAUACCUAUCUGGGCAGUUUCUCACGAUGGCGCUGCAUCCUGUGGCCAACUUCUGUGUGCAGCGGGCCAUUGAAUGUGCCGUAACUGCCGAGCAGUUCCAGGAAAUGUAUGAGGAGCUGGCACCAGGAUUUGACGACCUCCGUGUGCAUGGACACACGACGGUCCUAGUCUGCGUGGCUGCUGCCUGUGCCCGCUUUUCAACAUACCAGGCCAGGUUCUUAAAGGCCAUCAUGGAGACCUUGCAUUGUGCAGAGCCGGCAGAUCGCAACGUCUUGUUUGUGCCACUCACCCUGCAUAUGAUGACCUAUGAGAGCUAUGAGACGAUAAAGCCAGAGAUGAAGGUUGUAUACCAAGGAAGCCUUCUCCUGCAGAACUUAUUCAAGUUUAGCAAGACUAAGAAGGUAGUGGAUAGUUUGUUGUCCAUGGAAGUGAAUGCUCUAAAGGCCUUGAGCUGCUCCCCCUCUGGCUCCCAUGUCUUGGAUGCUUUCAUAAAGGGCCCUUCUGUCAGCGACAAGGCUCGAGACAAACUGAUCAACAAACUCCGGGGCUGCUUCUGCGAGUUGGCUAUGGACAAGUAUGGAAGCCGGGUCCUCGAUAAUGUGUGGGACGUAGCCACAUUGAAUCAGAAGAUAGUAAUUGAUGAAGAGCUUUCUCAGAAGGAACACCUUUUGACGGGCUCUGCGUUUGGGAGCUUUGCAGUACAGAAAUUUGCCCUCUACCACUUCAAGCACCGUCGCAAUGAAUGGAACCAGCUCCAGAAGAGCAAGAAGAAGGCAAUCAACAUCUUUCAAAGCAUCCUUGAGACAGAAUAAAAACUCCCAUCACCA
This is a messenger RNA of Ixodes scapularis (black-legged tick), 1953 nucleotides long. RefSeq names its product nucleolar protein 9. The transcript has 12 exons. The record is from RefSeq and is a predicted model, not a curated record. Lineage: Eukaryota; Metazoa; Arthropoda; Arachnida; Ixodida; Ixodidae. Gene Ontology annotation, biological process: endonucleolytic cleavage in ITS1 to separate SSU-rRNA from 5.8S rRNA and LSU-rRNA from tricistronic rRNA transcript (SSU-rRNA, 5.8S rRNA, LSU-rRNA); endonucleolytic cleavage to generate mature 5'-end of SSU-rRNA from (SSU-rRNA, 5.8S rRNA, LSU-rRNA); ribosomal small subunit export from nucleus. Gene Ontology annotation, molecular function: RNA binding. Gene Ontology annotation, cellular component: preribosome, small subunit precursor; nucleolus; 90S preribosome. Bases 1 to 1938 code for a protein of 645 amino acids.